GUACGACGUAAGAAAGUGAGAUAACUUUAGAUUAAUACUUUAUCAAACAGUAGUUUGCUAAUUUGUGUUAUUAUCUGUUUUUGUGUUAUUGAAAGGGAACAUCGAUAGAGUUGAAACACCUGAACACCUUCAUUUCAUACCUGAUAAGCUCGUCAAUGGCUCAACAACAAUACGAUACAAUUAUUGUGAAUGCCCGUAUUAUCGACGGCACAGGAGCACCAUGGUAUCGUUCUUCACUUGCUAUCAAAGGUGAUAAGAUCGCUAAAAUUGGUACGUUUUCCGAAGACGAGUUAUCGUUGGCUUCCAAUGUAUUCAAUGCUUCUGAUAGUUACCUGGCGCCUGGGUUCAUCGAUAGCCAUACACACGACGAUUCAGCAAUUAUCUCAGCUCCAGAACACGAAUCUAAAACUCGACAAGGUGUUACGACAGUCGUUACUGGCAACUGUGGCUUUUCGACCUACCCAAACGGAGAUAUUGAAGAGAUACGCUCACAUUUAAGAACACUUCUCGGUAAUGUGCCUGAAGAGCACUUUUUCAGCAACUUCACAUCACUCAAAGAUAGCCUGACAGCGAACAUUGGAUUAAACAUUGCUUCCCUGGUGGGGCAUGGACCGUUAAGAAUUUCUGUGAUGGGAUACGAGCAAAGGGAAGCAACAACUGAAGAAAUCAGUGCGAUGUCCGAGCUUUUAGAGGAGCAAUUACAACAGGGCGCUAUUGGAAUGUCUUUAGGACUAGUCUAUCCUCCCAGUGCUUAUGCGGGAAUCGAAGAACUGGUAACGUUAGCGAAAGUUGUAGCAAAAUACGACCGACUACUCUCUGCCCACGUUCGUAGCUAUGAAGGCAGUUUGCUUAAAAGUAUUGACGAGUUCUUGAAUAUUUUGAAAGAAAGUAAGGCAAGAGGUUUAUUGUCGCACUUACAAGCUGCGGGUAGACCAUAUUGGGAAAUUUUAAUACCACAGGCAAUUGAUAUGAUAGAAUCGGCACGACAAGAACAAGGAAUCGACAUCGCGGUUGAUAUGUAUCCAUAUUUGGCUGGCUCUUCAACUAUUCUUCAACUUUUACCACCGUCUGCGAUGGCCGGUGGAUUUCAGGAGCUGUUGAGAAAAAUCGAAGAUCCCAUCUAUCGAGAGGAACUUCGAGAACUCACCGAGAGUGGAAGAGAACCCGGCUGGGAAUCAAAAAUUGCCCUAAUUGGUUGGGAAAAUGUAGUCAUCAGUUCAGUAAUUGAUGAAAGUCUGAGACAAUUUGAAGGCAUGAAUAUGACCGCAGCGGCACAAGUUUUAGAUAUGUCUGAAUUUGAUUUUCUUUUAUACGUUGUCGUGAUCGACGAAGGAACAACGAAUAUAAUAAUGUUCCAACAAUCUGAAGUUGAUUUGCACAAAGUAUUAAGAAGCCGUUUGCAUAUGAUUGGCAGCGACAGCAUUCCAAGAGACGGGGGUAAACCACAUCCGAGAAUGUAUGGCAGUUUUCCGAAGGUAAUUGGACGACUGGCUAAUCAGGAUGGACUUAUGGCGCUAGAAGAGGCCGUACGAAAGGCUACUUCUUUGCCAGCACAAAGGUUUGGUAUUCUGGAUCGGGGAAUAUUACGACCGCAAAUGAUUGCCGAUAUUGUGUUGUUUAGUCCGGAUUUCGUAGAUAAUGCUACUUUCGAGGAGCCAACAUUAUCACCAAAGGGUUUGCAAAGUUUGUGGAUCAACGGAAUUCAAACAAUUCUUGAUGAUAAACCGUUAGGGACUUUAGCGGGAAAUGUUAUUGUUAAAUGAUUUGUUGUCGAAUAAAUAUUCUGGAGAACA
Bradysia coprophila is the source of this 1793-nucleotide messenger RNA. RefSeq names its product D-aminoacylase-like. Gene Ontology annotation, molecular function: hydrolase activity, acting on carbon-nitrogen (but not peptide) bonds, in linear amides; adenine deaminase activity. The record is from RefSeq and is a predicted model, not a curated record. NCBI's taxonomy places the organism in Eukaryota, Metazoa, Arthropoda, Insecta, Diptera, Sciaridae.